Messenger RNA from Aspergillus chevalieri, 1821 nucleotides. RefSeq lists its product as uncharacterized. The record is from RefSeq and is a predicted model, not a curated record. NCBI's taxonomy places the organism in Eukaryota, Fungi, Ascomycota, Eurotiomycetes, Eurotiales, Aspergillaceae. Gene Ontology annotation, biological process: spliceosomal complex disassembly. The transcript has a single exon. Gene Ontology annotation, cellular component: spliceosomal complex. Bases 1 to 1821 code for a protein of 606 amino acids.
AUGGAUAUCGAUCCCUACGCCGUUCUGGCUGUCCCUAAAGACGCCACCUUACCCGAAAUCAAGUCGGCCCAUCGAAAACUCGUGUUGAAAUGCCAUCCCGACAAAAUCAAAGAUGAAUCCCUGCGCAAUGAAGCCCAGGAUCAAUUCCAACGAGUCCAGCAAGCCUACGAACUGCUCUGCGAUCCCGCCCGCAGAACCAAAUAUGACCAAAAGGUCCGCUUGGCCGAGUUGCGUCGCGAGAUGAAGGACCAGCAGCACCCAUAUGCCUCGCCCCGUGCUGGUGGCAAUGUCCGUGAAUAUCGCGAUGGUCGAAUCUACGAAGAGCGCAUGCCGGCUGAUGCGUAUUUUGAUGAUGGAUUCUAUCACUCUCCCGAUGAGCAACCUCCUCGGGGCACUUCUCGCAAGCACGAUGACUAUGGUCGGAGGCCUCGUGCAGAGGAGAGAAGGAAACCUAGACCAACGACUACCACCAGCAGUCCGUUCAAUCCCUUCCGCGCUGCCAAAGAGGCCGCUGCUCGUGAUAGUACAAAGACGUCCCAUUCCACUCGGGACAAGUCCCGAACCAAGGAACGCCGACGGGAAGCUUACGAGAAAUAUGAAAAUGUCUAUGUCGACUCGGAUGCCUCGGGUUACGAUUCAGAGCCCUCGCGAACUUACAUGCGACCGUCAGAAUCGAGGAGAGCCAGUCCGGACAAACGGUCGGCUUCCUCUCCUCACAAGCCCAGGAGUAGUAGUACUCAUCCUGCGACCGAAUCGCGACGAUUCCAGGCUGAGGUGGUGGAGGAAGAGGACGAGGAGGACUCGGAUCAAUACGAGACCAAGCACGACAAAUUGCAUACCACCGCUCGCGACUAUAUCAUGCGCUCCAAGGGCAACGCGCCCAUCGAGAUCGACUCCCGUCAGCGUUCUUCCCGCUCGCCACAGCGACCGCGCGAGUACACUGAACCCCCAGCGUCGGAUUCGGCACGCUCGAGCGCAACUCCCCGAGCCAAACAUAGCAGUCGCGAAAGCGUGCGACAAUCUUCGUCGCGGAAUAGCUCCUACGAGCAUCUGGAGCCGUCGACUGCCCAUCCACCACCACCGCGGACCCAUUAUGAGAGUUUCAAGGUCCCCUCUAUGCCCACCGCGGCCACAUCGCCAGCAGCGAAAGCUGCCUCGUCUGCAACUCGACCAACUCUGCAGCCCUCCCGGUCGGCUACCACAGCAGCCGCAUACUCUCGAUCCGCCUCGAAACGUGAUUCUGCCAAUUUCCUCGUGAACAUGGUCUACGCCGACGGCACCUCGCGAUCAUCCAGAGUCCGCAGCACAGACCGCUAUGACUCGGGAUACUCCAGCCCCGGCACUCCAGACAUGCACGGUACCAGUCCACCCAAGACCUCAACCCGCUACAAGAUCAUCACCGAACCAGAACUCCUCCGCGAGGUCCCGCCUACUCCACCAAUGGCUUCGACCUCAUCGCGCUACCAACACGGCUACUCCCCAUCUCGUCCUCAUCCUCAUUCUCACCACUCUCACACUCACCCCAUCGCUACCCCGGAACGUCCCUCUUUCUCCAUGAGAGCAGCCGCAACGCCCAAUCGAAGCCACACGACCUACGCGCCGGAAUCGCGCGGCCCGCGGCCAAUGUCGGCUUCCCGUCCGUUAUUCGGACAGGUUGGAUCCAAGGAGAAGCCAGACGUCAAGUAUGCUCGCGAGUACGGACCAGAUGACGUGGUUUACACCGCGCGCGAUCCGUACACUCAUCAUCACGGCCCGCCUAGGGCUUACUCGUACGAUGAUUAUCGGCAGACGGCGUCGAGACGUCAAUCGGCGUAUGCGUAG